AUGGUGUCGAUAACAGAUAGCAGUCUUCAGACACCAAUGUAUUUUUUCAUCACCAACCUCUCAUUUUUAGACAUCUGUUAUUCAACAACCGCUGUCCCUAGGAUGCUAAAAGACAAUUUAUCAGUAAAGAAAACCAUUUCAUAUGCAGAAUGUGUAGCACAAAUUUAUGUCGGGCUUUUUCUAGGACAAAGUGAAUGCAUUCUGCUUGCUGUAAUGGCCUAUGAUCGUUAUAUAGCUAUAUGUUAUCCUUUACAUUACACAGUGAUCAUUAGCAGGUCUGUUUGUAUUAAAGCAGCUGCUUGUACGUGGAUAUGUGGGAUUCUGUUAUCCACUUCCCUUGUAGUGCCUACUUGUAAUGUAGGUUUUUGUAGCCCUAAUGAGAUUAAUCAUUUUGUAUGUGAGGUACCAGAAGUCCUAGCACUGGGUUGUGGAAAUACAGCCAUUGUUGAAUUUGUGAUAUUUGCAGUUGGUGUUAUUGUAUUAAUGAUACCAAUCACUUUUAUUAUUUUAUCUUACAUUAGAAUUAUCCUUGCAAUCUUAAAAAUAACGUCCUUUGUUGGACGAUUAAAGGUAUUUUCCACUUGUGGAUCUCACAUCUUGGUUGUAACACUUUUUUAUGGUUCUGCCAUAGCUACGUAUAUGAAACCAAGGUCCAAGUCUUCAACUAAUGUUGAUAAAAUACUUGCUGUGUUUUAUGGGAUUGUAACACCAUUGUUUAAUCCUUUGAUCUAUACACUCAGGAAUGAAGAAGUCAAAACUGCCUUGAAAAAAAUUAGAAUUGGAAAAAUAUUGUCCAUACAUUUGCGAUAUAGAAAAAUAGGUUUUCGAUGA
This is a messenger RNA of Spea bombifrons (plains spadefoot toad), 831 nucleotides long. RefSeq names its product olfactory receptor 5V1-like. The transcript has a single exon. Bases 1 to 831 code for a protein of 276 amino acids. Gene Ontology annotation, biological process: G protein-coupled receptor signaling pathway. Gene Ontology annotation, molecular function: G protein-coupled receptor activity; olfactory receptor activity. Gene Ontology annotation, cellular component: membrane. Lineage: Eukaryota; Metazoa; Chordata; Amphibia; Anura; Pelobatidae. The record is from RefSeq and is a predicted model, not a curated record.